This is a messenger RNA of Orcinus orca (killer whale), 10454 nucleotides long. RefSeq names its product secretogranin II (gene SCG2). Bases 8115 to 9965 code for a protein of 616 amino acids. Gene Ontology annotation, cellular component: secretory granule. Lineage: Eukaryota; Metazoa; Chordata; Mammalia; Artiodactyla; Delphinidae. The record is from RefSeq and is a predicted model, not a curated record. The transcript has 5 exons.
AGAAUAAGUGGUAUCUCCCAGGAAGUUUAUCUAUAAUAUAACAAGAGAACUCUGCAAGAAGCCUGAGAUCCCCCAGUACCACAGGGAUGGACAGAGGAUGUAGAAACAACCUGUGAAGCAGAAAGGAAACGACAGUGGAGUGAACAAUAGUGUGGCGAAUGCUGCCAAGAUGUCAAGUGGGAAAUGGCCUGGAGGGUGACUUGGGUUAAGUGAUGAGGGGGUUGUUAGUAAGCAUGGUGAGGCUGUUUUAGAGGCAUGAUGAGCAUAGAUGCCAGGUUUAAUGGUUUGGGGUGUGAUUGGAGACAAGGAAGAAGAGGCAGGAAGUGGAGACUACUCUUUCAGGAAGUUUGCCUGUGACGGAGAGAACACAGAGAGCAUGGAAGUGGGUAGGGAUGUAAGGUAAAGGGGGAAUUUUUCUUUUAAAGAAAAUGGCUAGAGAUGAGCAUGCUGAUGGAAUCACAUAUUAUUAGGAUUAAGUUGGUAGUGAAGGAGAGAUUGAAAAUAGGGUAGCAAGGGGGCAUACUGGCAGAAGGCUAAAGAGAGAAAGGACAGGAUCGGUAAUAGAGGUAAAAGGGUUUACUGUAUUUAAGAUCAGGAACAACUUUUCCAUUGUCACAGGAAGGAAGACCAGCUCGGGGCAGAUGUAAGUACGUUUGCAGAAUAGGUUUAGAAAAUUCAUGGAGCUCUUGUCUGAUGGUACCAAUUUCCCCUGUAAUUUUCAGAGAGUGAGAGGGAGAUGUGAGCGUUAGGGUAUGGAAUGCCAUGGAAGAUUAGACUAUCCCCUCUGGGAAAACAUGACUGAAUGAACUGUCAGGAGGUAUGAGUGCCCAACCCGUCAAAAUGGCAUGAAUGAGCAUUCCUCGUACGUGCUGCAUGGUUCUGUCAGCAGAGCCUAGUGGUCAGGCUAUAGUAGAGGUGAACGGUGAGACUGCACUAAAAUUCAGACAUGAUUAACUGCUUCUAUCAUACUCACUAUUCUCCCUUCCUCCUUGCUAACAGAGCCCUGUUUUUGUUUAGGUGACCACUCUCCUCACUUUAGACAUAGUCUUCAAGGGAGGCUGGUCCUGAUUAGUCUCAACCAACCAUGGUGGUCCUUGUCAAUGACUGAUUUGGGCAAAGGCAUGAGCAUGUGAUGAAUUCUAAGCAAUGAGGUGGAUUCCGCAGACAGGAAAAUGUUUUCUUACUUCUAAAAAGAGAGAGAAGGAAGAGAUGGUCACUUUUCUACCUUGGGAUGCUGUCUUGCCUGCAGGUGCUGCUUGGAAGUAGCCUGAAGGCAAGGUGACAUAUAAGGAUGCAGGGUUCAAAGGUAGAACUGGGUCCUUGUUAACAUAAUUGAGCUAGUGACCUUCUUGUUAUGUGAGAGAAUUACCUUACUGCUUAUGUCAUUUUGAAUAGGAGUUUUGCUAUUUGAUACACAAGAUGAGCACAUUGGAAAGGUAGUGGUACAAAAGACAUUGAGGAUAUUGGCUAGAUCCUGCUUGAGGUGAUGGACCCUGCAGUCUAAGAUGGAGAGGGAAGGAAAUGAUGACAGGAGAGGGCUGAGAGAAUGUAAGGGCUCUUGGCCUGGAAGUCACAAAGAAGUCAAAGAGAUAAUGCCUUAGGCGUAAUGGAGUGAGAAAGAUGGAGAAACUGGAGAGAGGAGAAGAACUGAACUUAUUCAGAUACUUUGGGAUUUUCCUAACAGUGUCAUAUUUGAAGAUCCAUUUGGUUCUUUAUUUUAGUAACUGUGAGUAUCCCUACAAACGAUUUAGUAUGGAAUCUGGUCAGCAGAAGUGAGAGAGGCAAGAGUAUCUUGUCACCUUUCAUAUGUUUUGGAAAUAAAAAAGAAAAUGGUAUAUUUUAGAAAACAUUUGUGGGGAGAAGAGCUUUUAAUAGGGAGCUACAAACUGUAUAUUUCCACCCAGACUCCAAGCCAACUGGACAAGAUGGUAAUUAGCAAGACACACUAUUGUUCACUCUUACACACUUCAUAGCCCAAGCUUGAUUCACAGAAACUACAAAACAGAAUAGUUACUGUGAAGCAGUGCAUUUGUGUGGGGCGUUUACUUUUAAUGGAAAAAUAUGUGUUACGGCAUUCAUAGUAUAAUUGCCUGACUGCUCCUGCUGUCCCUAUUUCUUUCACUGCUACCAUUUUUAUAACAGAUUAUUCUUCUGGAAAUAGUGCCCGAUAUUUUAUUCAUACUGUGUGUAUAACAAGGAAUGCUGAAUUCAGAGGGAAGUUGUGUUUCUGACGAGGGCCCUGUAACUAUACCUUGUGACAUAUAGAAGCAUUUUCAUUUUCCCACUGCUGUCCAUCUUUCUUCUUUUAAUUGGUGCAUUUCAUACUCCAUUUCUUCCUCCAGCCUUUUCUAAUUUAUAAGAAAAUAAUUUCCCACAGAUAAAAGCACUCACUACACUCUUGGAGUGUCUUGGAGUCUUCUCUGAGUAAUAUUGUGAAGACAUUCUAGCUGUCUUUUAAAAACCUUUCACUUUUUACUUCCAGAAGAUUCAUGCCCUUAAUGUCCAAAACUGUCCACUGUGCAACUUACCUAACGUCCUCACCUGUCUCCUGUCCUUGAAGAAUUUAGUUAUCUACAAUAAAUGAUCCCAGAUUGUAUUCAUGUUAAGCUACUCCUGAUAAAAAAUUUCUUAAUGAGUUAUCAUUCUUAUGGGUAUGAUCAUUUAGCAAGGGGAUAUAAAGUGAUAGAAAUACCUGACUUCAAAAGAAUAAAAUUACUAAUAAUUGACAACAAAGCAAUAUAUCAAGUAUUUGGGCUGGGGAGAUAGGUUAGUGUUCAUUGACCCCACAAGGUAGAUGACAACUGACAUGGCUUAAUUUGUUCUAAGUAAAGUCUAAUUCCAUGAAGAAGUAGAUAUUAUUUACAUUAUAAAAGGUUUAUUUAUUUAUUUUUGUCAUUUAGAAGCUAUAUCAGUCAGGAUAGGCUAUGCUAUGCAGCAGAAACAAAUAACCAGAAAUCAUAGAUUUAUUUCUCAAUCAAUGACCGUUGUAUAGAAAGUCUCCACUAAUCAUAGUCACUCAAAGACCCUGGAUGUUAGAAACACUAUGUUAACAUCAUGUGCUUCCAGGUUCCAGGAUCACCCCAGCUAGGGGAAGAGAAUGAAGAAGUAUAUCAUGGUCAGGCUCUUUUUGUUGGCCAGAUGAACUCUCAUGGCUGUGCUUAAUGUCAAAGGAGAUAAAAGAGAGCAAUGCUCUAUGGCUCAGAAAGCAGACAGCCAGAAAUAUUCAAUGAACAGAACUAAUAACCUCCACAGAAGAAAUGCAUACUCCUUGAAGAAAAAUUUAAAAAGACAAAAGAAAAAAUAGAAGUAAAAACAAUUUGUUUUAGUCUGCUCAGGCAGCAAUAACAAAAUACCAUAUACUGGGUGGUUCAAAUAUCAGAAAUUAAUUUUCUUACAAUUCUGGAGUCUGAGAAGUCCGAGAUCGAGAAAUGGCCUGAUCUGGCUCUAGAGCUCUGUUCCCAGCUUGCAGAUGGCCACCUUCUUGAUGUGCUCUCGCAUGGUCUUUCUUUAGUGUGCCUGUGAGGUGAAGAAGAGGGGGCAGUUCUCUUGGGUUUCUUCUGAUAAGGGUAUUAGUCCUAUCAAAUUAGGGACCUGCAUUUAUGACCUCAUUUAAAAUGGCUUACCUCUUAAAGACCCUAUCUCCAAAGAGAGUCACAUGGAGGUUAGUGCUUUAACAUAUGCAGUUUUGGGGGGGACACAUUCAGUUCAUAAUAAAAAUAUUGUAGUUACAAUUUUAGUAACGAGGAGGGCUAAAUAGUUGUAGAAACUCUUCUUUCUACCAAUAACUGAAAUUCUGGCCCGACUAUAAUAAACACAUUUAUUUUGGUUUGAAAGAAUGAGGACUCCUCAGAUAUUAAGAGAGGAUUUGGUUGACCUCAGACCAAGAUGUAACAUAGGAGGCUCCUGAAUUGUCUUCCUCCCGUAGAUGUACCAAAUGUACAGCUAUGUAUGGAGCAUUUCCCUCUGAGAAUGAUAAGUGUUGGCAAGGACAUGAAGAAAAGGGGACACCUGUGCACUCUAGGUGGGAAUGUAAAUGUGUUCAGCCAGUAUGAAAGACAGUAUUGAGAGUCUUCAAAAAAUAAAAAGUAGAACUACUGUAUGAUCCAGCAAUUCCACUUCUGGGUAUUUAUCUGAAGAAAAUGAAAACACUAACUUGAUAAGAUAUCUGCAUCUGCAUGUUCAUUGCUGCAUUAUUUAAAAUAGCUAAGAUAUGGAAAUAACCUAAGUGUCCAUCAGUGGACAAAUAGAUAAAGAAAUAGUAAUGGAUAAUAAUGGAAUAUUACCCAGCCACAAAAAAGAAUGAAAUCUUGCCAUUUGUGUGCAACACAUGGCCAGACCUCGGGGGCACUAUGCUAAGUGAAUUAAGUCAGACAGAGUAAGACAAAUACCGCAUGAUCUCUCUAAUAUGUGGAAUCUAACAACAAAUGAAACCAAGUUCAUAGAUACAGAGAAUAGAUUGGUGGUUGCCAGAGGUGGGAGAAAUGGGUAAACUGCUUAUUACUUUAAAUAAAUUAAAUAAAAAGAAUAUAUAUGUGUAGUGACAGAUGUGUUAAUUAGCUCAAAAGUGGGAAUCCUUUCACAAAUUAUAUGUAUAUCAAAUCAUUAUAUUGUGCACUUUAAAUAUAUUACAAUUUUAUUUGUCCAUUACACCUCAAUAAAGCUGAAAGAAAAAAAGAGAGGAAGAGAGAAUUCAAGGUCAAAGGGGAAGCUUGAAGAGAAACUCAUUUCUCAGACAUCUUACCAGAUGGGUCCCAACAGAAUAAAGUGUAAAUCAUUCUAAGGAACCUGGCACAAUUAGCGUAGGAAAUCACUUGAAAUCUCAUCAUCCAAAGACAAAGCUGGUUAAUAUGCUGGUAAAAUAGCCUCUAGGGAUUUUUCUACAUGUAGUUCCAUUUUUAACAUAGUUACACCCCUAAUAUUUUGUGUCAUGGAAAGCUAAGAUUUUCUGCAAAAGGAACGUAAAUUGCUGAACAACAUAACUGAGUUACUGCAGUAAACAUUUUUUUCCCCACCUGCAGCACUUUCUUCUGAAAUGGGAAAUGUUUUUUUUCUCCCCUAAACCUUAGAAAUAUGGCUAUCUUCUGCUGUAAAAAGGGGGGAAAAUGAAGAAUUAAAAGCAAAAGAAUUUAGAGAAGGGUAGAGAGAGAAAAUAAGAACCUCAGAAGACGCUGUUGAUCUCAGUGUAGUGUAACAAGAUCAUUUCCAUUUGAUUGAUCUAUGCAGGUAUUCUUUUAAGCAAAGGGGCCUUCUCAUCAACUCAAUACCCUCUGUAUCUGUGUUUCAUUAUUUCUUGCUUCAUGUCUAAUUAGACUGGAAGAUGGAUUAUUUCCCCAGAAAAUUUGUAAAAAGAUUAUACAUCUGGAGGCUGUUUGGAUGAGUUCUGUGUCGACACUUCUGUUCUUCCUGUGCAGGAGGCAUAAUGGGGACAGAAUGAGUGGACACAGAUGAUAGUUUGCUAUUAAGUAGUUUCAGUUUCUUUUCAGAAAUCUGAACUGCUCUUCCUUAGUCAUAAUGCACCUCCUUGGGCAGGGUGAACAAAUAUAGACAACUGCAAAGGCUUUACCCAGCAGGCCUUGUGCAUGUGGGGAAGCUGCCCUCCUCACAUCAGACUUGGUGCAUGGCAGUGUCUGAAGGAACUAAGGUUCUCAGCCCCCAGCUGGUCUGCUCUAUAUGCAUAUCUGCAUUCCAAGCUGAGGCACCUCAUUUGGAGGCCUCCAAAAAGAGCUGGGGCUUCAGGACAUCUUAGCCACUCCGACUCAAUACUUUUCCUCUUCUAGCCCUUCCUUCUCUUCCUCCACCCAGCCCCUGGGUCCAAAAAGCAGCAGGAGACUUUUGUUCUGGGAUCUUCUCCUUCCCUCCAAUCUGUGAUGCCUGUCAUUUGUCCUUAGCCUGAUGCUGUGCCCUGGGGAAAAAUGGACCAUCAUAGGCAUGGAAGCUGACGCCCUUUCCCCCUUUCCUGUUAGUCCUCUUGCUUAUAGUAUCACAGCAAGUGAAUAAAGGCUUGAUACUUUCAGUUUGAGUCAUUGUCUUCACUGACCAUCUUGAUGCCUGGCAGCUCUCUAGCACUGUCUGCCCCUGUUGUGAUAAACCUUGAAGUUUGUGCAGGGUGGAGAUGCCACAAGACUGAAGCAGCCUGGAAUUCAGAGCCACCACUUGGAAAACAGUGACCUUGGAGAGUGUCCCACACCCACAGCAGACUUGGGUGCGAAAGCAAUCCACUUUCAUUGAGCCACUGAAAUUUUGGUGCUGCCUUUUACCAUAGCGCAACAAAGCUGAGCAUAACUGAAAUGGAUAUAAGACUAGACAUGCUAACACUUACCUUUCUCGAACUGUGGACAAGUCCAAGAUGGUGGGAGAGUCAAAGAGAUAAGAGAGGGCCCAGCACUGAGUGAUGUUCAAUGCAGCAGUCACAGAUAACCCACUGGCUACCACGGUCCAGUGAAUUAUGGAAAUCGAGCUUAAGGAGGUGAAGUGAAUGUUCCAAAGUCCUUCCCGAACUGCCUAAUCACAAAGCUGAGACUUUUUCCACUAUGGCUUUAUGACAAAAGCCAGAGUUGUAUAGAAGAAACUCAGACAAGAAAUGUAAACAGGUGUGGAAAUACUACCAGAGUGCUAGGCAGAGCACAGAUCUCUCUGGGUGAUGUUCAACAUUCAGCUGAGGCUGUUUCUACAUGGAGCACAGCUGAUGAAGAGAAGUUAGAAAGCUAGGAUUAUGCUUCAAUAUGGCAGAGGAGUAAGACGUGGACAUCACCUUCCUCCCCACAAAUACAUCAAAAAUACAUCUACAUGUGGAACAACUCCUACAAAACACCUACUGAAAGCUGGCAGAAGACCUCAGACUUCCCAAAAGGCAAGAAACUCCCCAUGUACCUAAGUAGGGCAAAAGAAAAAAGAAAAAACAGAGACAAAAGAAUAGGGAUGGGACCUGCACCUCUGGGAGGGAGCUGUGAAGGAGGAAAAGAUUCCGCACACUAGGAAGCCCCUUCACUGGUGGAAACGUCGGGUGGGUGGGGGUAAGCUUCGGAGCCACGGAGGAGAGUGCAGCAACAGGGGUGCAGAGGGCAAAGUGGAGAGAUUCCUGCACAGAGGAUCAGUGUCAACCAGCACUCACCCGCCUGAGGGGCUUGUCUGCUCACCCACCGGGGAAGGUGGGGGCUGGGAGCUGAGACUUGGGCUUUGGAGGUCAGAUCCCAGGGAGAGGACUCUGGUUGGCUGUGUGAACACAGCCUGAAGGGGUCUAGUACAUCACAGCUAACAGGGAGGGGGUCUGGGAAAAGGUCUGGAACUGUCUAAGAAUCAAGACACCAUUGUUUUAGGAUGCGUGAGGAGAGGAGAUUCAGAACACUGCCUAAACGAGCUUCAGAGAUGGACAUGAGCCACAGCUAUCACCAUGGACACCAGAGACGGGUAUGAAAUGCUAAGGCUGCUGCUGCAGCAACUAAGAAUCCUGUGUGCAAGCACAGGUCAUAAUCCACACCUCCACUCCCGGGAGACUGUGCAGCCUGCCACUGCCAAGGUCCUAUGAUCCAGGGACAACUUCCCCAGGAGAACUCACACCGCGCCUCAGGCUGGUACAACGUCACACCAGCCUCUGUCACCGCAGGCUCGCCCUGCAUUCUGUACCCCUCCCUCCCCCCAGCCUGAGUGGGCCAGAGCCCCCUAAUCAGCUGCUCCUUUAGCCCCCUCCUGUCUUGGCUAAGAACAGACUCCAGAGGGCGACUUACAUGCAGAGGCAGGGCCAAACCCAAAGCUGAACCCCAGGAGCCGUGUGAACAAAGAAGACUAUAACAAACAGCAAGUCAUAUCCAUAACCUAUGUACAAUUCAAUGCAAUGUAAUUAACUUGUCAUCCCUAUCCUGGAAUCCUUAUAUGAAUAUCAUCUGCCCAGCCAUUCAAAAUGCCAUGGAGAAUGUAUAAAACUGAAGCUCGCCUAUGCUCGGGUUUGUGGCUGAGCCGGUGACGUCAGUGUGGCAGUGCAGUGUCAGGCGCGGCGGCUCUCUAUAAGCCGAGGAGCUGUCCGGGUGCUGAAACGGUCCGAGCAGCUCACGCAGCGGGCCAGGAGGAACGUGCUGUGGACGUUCUCUGCCAUAUAAAAAAGAGGAAAUCUUUCAAACAUGGCAGAAGCUAAGACUCACUGGCUUGGAGCAGCCCUGUCUCUCAUCUCUUUAAUUUUCCUCCUCUCUGAGGCUGAAGCAGCUUCAUUUCAGAGAAACAAGCUGCUUCAGAAGGAACCAGAUAUCAGAUUGGAAAACGUCCAAAGGUUUCCCAGUCCUGAAAUGAUCAGGGCUUUGGAGUACAUAGAAAAGCUCCGACAACAAGCUCACAAAGAAGAAAGCAGCCUAGACUACAAUCCCUACCAAGGUGUCUCUGUUCCCCUUCAGCAAAAAGAAAAUGGUGACUUGCCAGAAAGUUCAAGGGAUUCCCUGAGUGAAGAUGAGUGGAUGAAGAUAAUACUUGAAGCUUUGAGACUGGCUGAAAUUGAGCCCCAGUCUGCACCAAAAGAAAACAAGCCCUAUGCCUUGAAUUCAGAAAAGAACUUUCCAGUGGACAUGCCUGAUGAUUAUGAGACUCAACAGUGGCCGGAGAGAAAGCUCAAGCACAUGAGAUUCCCUCCUACAUAUGAAGAGAAUUCCAGGGACAACCCCUUUAAACGCACAAAUGAAAUAGUAGAGGAACAAUACACUCCUCAAAGCCUUGCUACGUUGGAAUCUGUCUUCCAAGAGCUGGGGAAACUGACGGGACCAAACAACCAGAAGCGUGAGAGGGUUGAUGAGGAGCAAAAACUUUACACAGAUGAUGAAGAUGAUAUCUACAAGGCUAAUAACAUUGCCUAUGAAGACGUGGUUGGGGGAGAAGAUUGGAACCCAGUAGAGGAAAAAAUAGAGAGUCAAACCCAGGAAGAGGUAAGAGACAGCAAAGAGAAUACAGAAAAAAAUGAACAAAUCAAUGAUGAAAUGAAGCGUUCAGGGCAGCUGGGCCUCCAGGAUGAAGAUUUCCAGAAAGAGAGUAAAGACCAACUCUCAGAUGAUGUCUCCAAAGUAAUUGCCUAUCUGAAAAGGUUAGUGAAUGUUGCGGGAAGUGGGAGGUCACAGAAUGGGGAAAACGGGGAAAGAGCAACCAGGCUUUUUGAGAAACCACUUGAUUCUCAAUCUAUUUAUCAGCUGAUUGAAAUCUCAAGGAAUUUACAAAUACCCCCUGAAGACUUAAUUGACAUGCUCAAAACUGGAGAGAAGCCAAAUGUAUCAGUGGAACCAGAGCAGGAGCUUGAAAUUCCCCUUGACCCUGAAGACAUCUCAGAGGUUGACUUAGACCAUCCAGAUCUGUUCCAAAAUAAGAUGUUCUCCAAGAAUGGCUACCCCAAAACACCUGGUCGUGCUGUGGCAGAGGCUCUACCAGAUGGGCUCAGUGUUGAGGACAUUUUAAAUCUUUUAGGGAUGGAAAAUGCAGCAAAUCAAAAGCCUCCAUAUUUUCCCAAUCAGUAUAACCGAGAGAAGGUUCUGUCAAGACUCCCCUAUGGUCCUGGAAGGUCUAAAGCAAACCAACUUCCCAAAGCUGUCUGGAUGCCAGAUGUUGGAAACAGACAAAUGGCAUAUGAAAAGCUGAAUGACAAGGAUCAAGAAUUAGGAGAAUACUUGGCCAAGAUGCUAGUUAAAUAUCCUGAGAUCAUGAAUUCAAACCAAGUGAAGCGAGUUCCUAGUCAAGGCUCAUCUGAAGAUGAUCUACAGGAAGAGAACCAAAUCGAGCAGGCCCUCAAAGAGCGUUUGAAUCAACACAGCUCUCAGGAGACUGACAAACUGGCCUUGGUAAGCAAAAGGCUCCCUGUGGGGUCCCCGAAGAGUGACGAUACCCCCAACAGACAGUACUUGGAUGAAGAUCUGUUAAUGAAAGUGCUGGAAUACCUCAACCAAGAAAAGGCAGAAAAGGGAAGGGAGCAUAUUGCUAAGAGAGCAAUGGAAAAUAUGUAAGCAGCUUUCAUUAAUUGCCCUACUUUCACCCCUCCCACCCCAAGCAAACACCAACAUUUCUCUUUAGUGUGUUGACUUCUAUCUUGUUAACACUGUUAUAACUUUAAAUGAUGUACAGGCAGGUGAUUCCAUUUCACUGGGGUGUCUACUUCACUAGCUCUGAGCUGUUCUCUUGUGUAUGGAUAUGUGUAAAUGUUAUGACUUCUGAAUAAAAAUACUAAUCAUAUCCCUUAUUCAAGAAAGAUAUCUAUGAUAGUGUUUAAUAGUGUAUCUAAUGGCUGUGGCAUUGUUGAUGCUCACAUAUGCAAAGAGUGUCCUAUAAUUCUCUUGAAAGUUUUUAAUACUUAUUGAAUUAUUUUGUUACUGUCUGUAGUGUUUUGUGGAGUAUUGGAGCAAAAAAAAUAAAGCAUUAUAAAUAUAUAGUUUUAUUUAUAAGGCCUUUUCUAUUGUGUGUUUUGUUGUUGAUUAAUAAAUGUUAUUUCUGGACAA